Phytophthora infestans T30-4 is the source of this 759-nucleotide messenger RNA. RefSeq lists its product as uncharacterized. Gene Ontology annotation, biological process: DNA-templated transcription. The transcript is spliced from 3 exons. Gene Ontology annotation, cellular component: RNA polymerase II, core complex. Gene Ontology annotation, molecular function: protein dimerization activity; DNA-directed RNA polymerase activity. Lineage: Eukaryota; Oomycota; Peronosporomycetes; Peronosporales; Peronosporaceae. The record is from RefSeq and is a predicted model, not a curated record. Bases 154 to 558 code for a protein of 134 amino acids.
UUCUCGUCCGAGGAAGAGCUUAACAACACACAGGACAGCGGCGUCAUCAUCGCUAAGCUCGGCCCCGGACAGAGACUACGUCUUUCGGCCAUCGCCAAGCUUGGCAUCGGCAAGGAGCACGCGAAGUGGUCUCCCGUGGCAGUCGCCACGUACAUGUACGACCCCAUUAUUACGCUUAAUCAGGCCGUUCUGAGCACCUACUCGCCCGAGCAGAAGGCUGAGCUCUACAAGAGCUGCCCCACAGAAGUGUUCGAGACGGAUGAGAACUACGAACAGUUUACGGUAGGAGACGCGAUGCGAUGCAUGUACUGCGACGAGUGUGUCAAGUUGGCAGACUCGUUCAAAGACAACCCGGAAGACGACUCGGCCGUGUCGAUCCGGAUGCGGGAAGACAAGUUUAUUUUCUCCGUUGAGACAACAGGCCAGCUGAAACCCGAGGAAGUGGUGAUCUGUGCACUGGAUUUAAUCCGUGAGAAGUUGUCAUCACUGAAGCAUCAGUGUUUGGAACUCAGCCAGGAUGAUCAGGGCUCUUCGGCACCUAUCACGCCGUUUGGAUAAACAGGAUAAUAGCGACAGGGACUGCAUCUAGCUAAAGCUAAGGGCUGCUGAAGCUCGCUAUAGCAGUGUUGGUCGGACUACGGGAAUGCUGCUGUCUGCAGGCAGCACAAGUUUUUGAGUUGAUCACAUCACGAACGGAUGCGCCUAGCUAGCGCCCAAUAGAUUUAUGCUGGAGGCUGCGUUUUUACCUUCUUUCAUUCA